This is a messenger RNA of Lineus longissimus, 11254 nucleotides long. Its product is annotated as zinc finger FYVE domain-containing protein 26-like. Gene Ontology annotation, cellular component: lysosomal membrane; midbody; centrosome. The transcript is spliced from 41 exons. Lineage: Eukaryota; Metazoa; Nemertea; Pilidiophora; Heteronemertea; Lineidae. Gene Ontology annotation, molecular function: phosphatidylinositol-3-phosphate binding; metal ion binding. The record is from RefSeq and is a predicted model, not a curated record. Gene Ontology annotation, biological process: double-strand break repair via homologous recombination; regulation of cytokinesis; mitotic cytokinesis. Bases 127 to 9633 code for a protein of 3168 amino acids.
CCAACCCCAGUUUUGUAGUGUCAAGAUUUCUGAAACUUUAGUCUUUUUUCGUGAACUCCUCAAGGUGUCCUUCAAUCAUUUGAUGUUGAAAAGUUUUGAUUAGAUGUUGGCACUCUGUUAGACAGCAUGGAUGACCCAAAGUCACCAAAAUAUUGUCAAGAUGAAAGUGACAGGACCAAGUCUCUGUUCAGUUUUUUCUGUCAAAAUCUGCACCUUGGUCAAUGGGAGUUGGCUCAUACCUGUAUACAAGACUUGAGUAAGAGUGAUGCUAGUGUCAAAGAUUUGUUGAAAAGUGUGGUGCUCUAUCCAUAUGAUCAAAGUAAUGGCUCACAAUUCAUCAAGAAUCCUCACCAGUUGUCAUGGCUCUGCUUGCAGGCCUACAGAGAGGUUGCAGAGGAUGCAGAAGAAACAGAAUCAGUUGAAAUCGAUGUGCAUUUCCGGCUGCUACUGGUGGAGGCAUGCUUUCACACUACUUCUGAUAUUGUCAAGGAACUUUACUUAUUCCACAGAAGACUUCACAUGAAGACGUCUCGUCAAAUAGACUACUUAGUGCCAAAGUUAAGCGAGGAAUGCAUUGCCUUUCUCAAGAAUCUGAUGCUGGAAAAGCCAAGUCUCUGUCAUUCUUUUCUGCAAGCUUUAUCUGUGAUAAACGAACCAGUACACUUCCAACACAAUCAGGAAUUGCAAUCAAUCUAUUUAGACUGCUUGCAGGGAAUACUUCACAGACUUUGCCGCGGCAACCCCGCUGCCAUCUUGUGCAAAGACGACUGCAGAUAUUGUAAAAUUGUCUCUGAUAUUCCAACGUGUGAUAAUCUCACUGUAAAAUUCUACCAGAUUCUUUCGCUUUACAACCCGCAUGACAGCACUGAUGAAGAACUGUAUCGGAAUCUUUUCCGGCAAAUACUUGACGUGAGCUACAAUGGAGACAACAUACUUCAGUUGGACAUGGUUUACUCCUGCUUGUUGGGUAGGACUUCUGCGUGCCUCGUGGAGGCGUUUGCACAGCUUGACAAUGAGAGGCGAUUUCUAGGAUCUUCUACGACCGGUGCUGCAACUUUUCUACAGUUUUGUAAUGAUAUGGAUAGACUCAAGAGCUGGAAGAAUAUUUAUCUGUUGUGUAUCAAGCAGAAACAACACUUUUUUGACAGUCUUAUGCAAAGUGCCAUCCAUCUCAUCCAGCAAGGAGAGUUUGAACAGCUGCAGAGCUUACUCGAGCCGCCAGAGUUCCAGGUGCUGAAACCAUUGGUGCUACUUCUUGGCUGGAACCAUUGUUAUAGUUGUAGCAAUGCCAACAAGCUGCUUACCGCCCUCUGGGGGCAGAAUGAUUCCAUCCAGCAUGACCCGGUGGUUGAACAAGCCUGUAAGAAGUUACUGUAUCAGGUUGAUCUUGUCCAGUGGUGCCUUGAGAAAGCAAAACCUCUCCUGAUAGCAUCUGGUGCUUCCAUGACCCACCAUGACCGAGCCACAGAGAUGUUCCAGGGGCUAGAGGCUCAUUCGGUGCUCUACGUCCUCCACCAGUCCACCCAACUCUCCACCCUUGAUAUGGAGGAGGUGCUGGAGAUACUUCAUAAACGGCCAGUUCUCAUGGAUGAAUGUUCUUCAAAAGUGCAGACAAAACCCAAGACUGUUCGUUUUUCAGAGAAAUCUGACAGCCCUGAGAAGCUACAAAAAGUAUUUAUCAGUAUAGAACAAGAACGCGAUAUUGCCAUUUAUCGCAGUUACUGUGCUUUAAAACAUUUCAUGGACGCGAUGUAUUUCUGUGCGGAUAGUUCAAACUUUAUGCCACGGAAGCAAUCCGUUUUAAACAACCAUGGGAAUGACCUUGAAAGUCAAGGUCAAGGAGAAUCAGGUAAUGAUUUUCAGCACAUUUAUGACAUGUUUGUUACAAGGAAAUUGAUAGCUGGUAAGGAGCAAGUUUCUAAACUUCAUCCGCUGUCCUACCGGGUUGAAACGUUGGAAAAUAUUUUUUCGUUGUUGUUCAUGAUGCAAGAGGAUGUACAAGAAGUGGCCGUGUUGUGUACAGAUAGCGGGGAGGAUAUGCCUGAGGACCCUAAUUGUAGUAUUGACUGUGCUGAUUCCGCUAUGCAGUCAUUGGAUUCAACUCUGCACUCAUUGGAAUCAACGUAUGAAAAGGUCAACGAAACUGAGUUGGAUGAAGAAAAAUUCACGAUGAUCUCCAACAAACUUUGGAGAAUUUCGAAACUGAAAUCUGAGAGUGAUCUGGAUACGUCUGCUAAUGUUGAUAAUACAUCAGUUGAGGCUGGAAACGUAUGCUAUGAUGAACCGUUUAUGAAUUCUGUUGACUCGCCAAAAGAUCAGAAGAAACAACAGAAGGAAAGAUCAUCGACUCCAGGGUGCAAGAGUUCUACGGACGGAAAAUCAGAAAUGAGAAAUCAUCCGGAAGAUUUGAGUAAUUUUAGUACGGGGUCCACGAGUAGUUCGUAUAAAAUAGGAUUCAUAGCGAACCAGUACAUAGUCCGUGAUUUCAUAGCGAUGCUUAAUGAAUGCUUAUUAGAACUGGAUGGCGCUAUGUACCGACUUAUCGGAGAGAAAAUUGACACAAAGGAGAAUUUGGAGACAUCAAGUUCCAUUCAAAAGGCCCUGAACCUGCAUAUGAAGUGUACAGUAUCUGAGGAUAAUCUUCAGGCGAGGAUUAGCCGGUUGCGGCAGUAUGUGAGUGAGGCCCAGUGGAGGUUUCAGGUAGUCUCUCACGAUCAGAUACCAAACGAACCUGGGAACGUUUUAUCUACACCAGUUAAGGAAGAGGCAGCUGAUAUCAGUGAUGAUGAUUUAGACGUCAGUUUAUUUCAUGAUGAAGUCGUCCCACCCUUGGUGAAGUCCAGCUCAGGUCGAACGAGAGGAGGAUCUCUAGAAAAAGUUUUUUCUCAUGGUGGCAGAGUAUCUGGUCGGGAGAGUGAAUCACAAGUCACCACCGACCCAGGUGGUUCAGGUGUCAUCAGCCCUGGAGCCAGCCAACAUCGCCACAAGCGUCGUGUAAGCACAAGACGGGAGAGCUCUUCAAGUAGUGUGGUCUCCAAGACGAAACACGGCAUCAUUCCUUAUAUGUUGGGAUCUCAUCAGAGCUUACUGACCAUGUGCUUGAGGAGAGGACACUUCGCGCAAGCAAAUCAAAUUGUCAAGUUGUUCAAACUUGAAGAUACCACUGGGGUCAUAGAAAUGGCCUUCGCUGAGCAAUACCAGGCAGCAAGCAGAAAGCUCCAGGCCAUAGAUCCGAGAAGACGGAGCAGUAUGCCAGGCGUUCCUGGUGCACGUGCUCAGUCCAAUCGCUUCAGUAUGCGUGCAAUCGAGAAUGUGGCGGCAGCCGGUGAGGCUACGAUGAUGAUUACGAACAUUGUUGAUGAAGUCAUAAGCAGUUCAGCGCUGGAGCUCUAUCCAGAAAAUAUCCAAGCUGAUUCAAUUGUACACAAAUCUGCUCUGCUGACUCAUUUGAAUCCAGAAAAUAUUCCGACAAUGGUGGUGCUAGAUUUGGCGUGCACAGCAUGUCGGACUUGGGAAGCGAGUGAAAAUCUUCUGGCUAUGGGUCACAAACGUUUAUCUGGGGAAGCAAAUACGAAUCGGCCGAGAAGUAUGUCAGGAGCGGAUAUGAAACGCCAUAGUCCGAGUCCCGAUGUUGAAGCCAAAAAAACUGGUGCUAGUCCAAAUGAUUUGAUCCGCAAGAACGACGUAACGUUGAAAGGUGUUGAGCCUUUCCUUACACAGCUCUGGACCUUGAUGUCUCAAGCAACAAGAGAAGGUAUCUCAGUGUCUGACGAAAUGUGGAGCAGCUAUCUACGUAACAGCGUGACCCAUAUUUUGACUAACGUGACGUUUCCAUUAGACGUCGCUGGCUUCAGAACCUACAUGGCUACGUUAUUCGAGUUGGAAAAGAGCUGUAGUAAGGUUGAGAAGGCUUUCAUUGAAGUCAAAGCCAUGGAACAGAAGUCAUUUCUGUCAAAAGGAGCAGAGAAGAAGGCAUCGCGUCCCGUCAUUCAUAUCGCGAUGAAACGUCUGCUGCAGGUGUUUGAGAAGGUCAUUACAUCUCAAGGUGUCCUUGUUCACUUUGAAAGAAACACUGAAUCUAUAAUAGAGCCUACCAGGAACUACCUGCAGAAUCUUUAUGAUCAUGUGAAGACUUUCUGCCAUCUUAUUAUGGAAAAUGAACCAAAGCAAAAAGAUGCCCCUUCUCUUACGCAAAACUACUACGUGAUCCUUGACGAAUCACCCACCAACAUUCUCGGCAAACUCAUGUUUGAGAAGAAGAUAUCACCAUAUAAGUUGGAGGCUUUUGCGCAGAGAUUGAGUCUCGAUCUACUCCACAUCAUCGUGAAUAGCUGUUGUCCAAGAAUUCCAAGCAAGCAGAUGAUAACCUCUCAAAAUGCGGUCCCAAUGGUGGCCCAGUGUGAACAUGGACGAGUCGUGCUGAAUGCUUCUUCAAAUUUGAAAGAAUCUACAAGAUCUCCUGACGUGGUCGCCAGGGAAAUUAUGACCAGGAUUGUCAAACUUUUGAAAGAAUUUUCAUCAUCGACGUCAUCCAACUAUGUGAACCAACACACUGUGACUGAGAUCCUGAAGGAGAGGGAUUUAGCCGCCAUAUUUGACGGAGUGGGGGAACUGGCAGUUGUUGACCUUAACAAACUCACAUCAUCAAGCGAGAAGAGAAGUUUCUGCGCCAAUGUCAUCAACCUGUUGACGAUACACAGUUUGUUUUAUCAAGUUCACAUCCAGAAAUUGUCCCUGCACAACAUGACCCCACUGGAGAGGCUGAAUGCCUUGUGUACGUUUUCAUACCACAUAGGACAGCUUGGAAGAGUGAGUCUACUUGAGUUGCGAUUCCUCAUCAGCAGAAAUGGUCUUCCAUCUCCUACCUGUUACAACAAGGUGCUGGUUAAUAGAUUGUAUGGUCUUGACCAGCAUGAUCCAUGGACUAUAUUCGGUCCUCCACCAGAACCAAGACUCCUGUUCCUGCUCAUAGAUGGCUCUUACUCCUCUCCACCACUACAGGUUGUGAGUUCUGAGCUUGUUUCUCAGCAAGUUGAGAUGGCCAUGGAAUCAUACCUAGAGGAUGCUGUCAAGGUGCAUGAGGAGGAAAAGAAGGUUACCUUACCGGAGAUGUUAUUAUGGUACCGCCUUGAUUUUGUUGGCAAAAAAGGAGACAGCUACUUGGCAGAGUAUGAAGGCCUCGUCAACUUUGUAGCAGAACAUUCCCCCUCAGGGUUGAGUGGCCAUCUCAAGGACAUGCUCCAUCUUGAUGAUGCAAGUGGCUUCGGAGAAAUAGAUGAUGGGACCAGGAAGAGGGAGCUGCCGUUCAAAGUGACAAUUGAACCAUACAGCUGGGAUUUUGUGAUACGGUUUGACUACACCCCAAUCCGUCUGCACCACAAGUUAGUACAACAGCACCGGCGUGGCUCAUCGCUCCCCAUUGACCUCGAGGGCUGCAAAUCAGAGUACCUUCCCAAUGUUAACACACAGGUGCCUAAAGUGUAUAAUCUCCGCGCAGUGACGUUAGAUUACAUGAAAGCUAGGUGCACUCUUGUCUCGACACUACUCAGUCUCAUCUGUUCAGACGAAAUAGAUGACAUCGAGGAAAAUUUUGACGACAUUUGGUUUGAUUCUUCCUCUUUAGAGAAAUCCUCAGAGAAAUCCUCUGGGACUCCUCCCCCUGUGCCAAGAAAACGUACCGGGUCAGACAUAAGUUUAGUUGAUGUGCGGAGCUACCGGUAUCAAAAAUUGAGUCAGAAUUUCCCUAUAUUGAGCCACCAUGUGCAGGAGAAUGUUAUACCUUUAGCAGGAGCAUUGCAGGAGGAUAUAGCAAAUCAUGGCGACCCGAUUCUCAAACUUUUGAGUAUGUCGAUCCGUGGAGAUAUUCGUGAGUGCAUGCUGAUGAUGUCGUCCAGUCCGCAGUUCUGUAGAGACGUCAAUAACAUAUUGAACGAACUUGUCCAGAAUAAGAAGUGGUUGACGAUAUCACAUGUCUUAACAAGCCUGCCCGAAUUUACUCUCUCGCGGAACCCGGAAUGGACGACCCUCCGUGACUUCUCUCUCUGCUGUUGCACAAAGGAAGGGACUCCGGUGAAUAAUUCUCCCCAGUCUCGGAUGAUGAGUUGGCGAUUUCUCCAACAGAUCAGUGAUCCAGAUACUCAGGUCCGUGCGGUGCUUGGAACUCUGAAGAUGUGGUCGGUGACAAUUUGUUUAGAACUCCUUGGGAUGUGUCAGAGUUUGCAGAAUAUUGAGGCAAGACUGAAGCGUGCUGUGGAGAUUCAACUGGAAGCCAUGAAGUUAUAUCAAAAGAUUAUCGAAUGUGCCAAAACACUCCAAAUCAAACUCUCAAUGAGAACCAGACCUGAGGUGCCACCACAGGACGAAUAUGAUGCGAUCGAUUUCGAACAUCUCGAACAGUUGAUGACAUGGCAGGGCGUUGUGCAUCACUCGAAACAAACACCGGAAGAAAUCCUGAAGGUACUGGUCAAGUGUCAGGAGUUCAAGACCCUCCGACAGUGGGCGGAGAUUCAUAACGUCGGGCCGAUCAUGAAACAGAAUACAACACGACUUAAUGUUCAUCUUGUGAAGCACGGUUUAAAGAGCAUAGAGGAAAGCUAUGUGGUUUACCUCUUGGAGGAGGAGAAGCCUAAGCCCAUGGAUGCCUACAUUGCACUAGAAGAUAUCAGCAAGUCUGAUGGUGAACUCUGCCGCAAAAUCUGUGAUAAUCUGCUGAGUCGGUUGAAAAAUGAGAAGAACAUUCUAUUUGUGGCACGAUUCAUGCUGCAGCAUCUUGAUAAAGAGUUGGAUGCUGACCGUAGGAACGAGUUGUAUCUCAUUUGCAUGGGAGCAAAGAUUCUGUUGUAUCUGCCCGAGAGGUCAAGGAUUGAUUACCUCCACCUGAGAUCAGCACCAAUGCUUAUAUUUGAACAACUCCUUAUGAAUAUGAAGGUCGACUGGGCAGGUCAGUGUAUUGAAAUCAUCAAGAAGGAUCUGAAUGCUAUACCUCACAAAGUAUCUGGCUGUGCCCUCGAUGCCCUGGACGAGAUGAUAACUAUUUACGCUAAACAUGCACUGGAGUUCCCUGUUUCUCAGGUGGAGCCACCUGGUCCUGUCAACGCGAGUCCUACCAUGUCUGGGAGAAGCAGUGCCUCGCCCAUGACGUCUAUAAUCUCGGAUGAGGACCGGGAUAAAGUAUCGACUCUAGGGGAGCCGCUGAAACCUGCUGCAUUGUUGGCAGCACUCGCUGGGAGAAGGGGAAGCAGACAAUUCUUAACAAGUACUGGUACCCGUCCUGGUUCCACCCCCCUCAAAGAAUCUCCACUCGCACGUCACAUGACCUUGAACACCGGAAGCUCAUUCAUCAUGCCAGUGGAGCCACCGACCAAGGAUAAAUGGGUCCCCGAUGGAAGGGUCUCCGAAUGCAUGGUGUGUCAGACAGAAAGGUUCAGUAUGUUCAAUCGUCGUCACCAUUGCCGUCGAUGCGGACGUGUUGUCUGUGCGUCCUGCUCCACCAAAACGACACCGAUCCGAGGACAGUUAGCGAGGACAUGUGAUGAUUGCUAUGACCAGAUCUAUAAGCCAAGGGGUUCCUUCAAUGAGCAUGACUUCUAUCAACAAAGGGUUAUGGAACGCCUAUCUGGUGCAAGUCCAAGUGGGUCGUAUACGAAAACUCCCCCCUUGGCUAGUUUUGGUGGUGAAAAAGCUGAUAUCCAACUACUUGUUCAGAGUCUCAAUUACUUUUGGAAGCUUGAGAUGAACGAAGAAGUGGACACAGUGACAAGAGAGGACUUCUAUUACGAACAGUCACCAAGCACAUCCCUGUGUAUCUCCAUCCUUGAUCUCCAUAGCAACCCUAAAGUGUGUGGGGAACAGAUGCUGCAACUCUGUGAUGAACUCUCCAAAUUACUCAAGCCAAUCGCACCAGGUGUAGCUAAUCCUGAGGUGGACUAUAACUUUGUUAUAAGCAUGAUGAAGUACCUCCUGAUCAACGCAAAGUUGAAAUUCCUCAAAUGUAACGAACCUCAGGGCGAGGGCCUUUGUGAGAUAUACCAAAGCAAGGUUGAUCUCCUCAAUCUGCUCGUAUCGAAUAACUGCAAGGAUAUUCUGUCUAUUCAGGAGUUGACCAAAAGUGACACAGUCAGGCGUUUGAGAGACCGACUGAUUGAAGAUGAGCGCCUGUCUCUGGCAAUGGAGGUGUCAACCAAAUGUGGUAUUGACCCCUCAGGUGUGUGGGCAGCCUGGGGCAUAGGAUGUCUACAAUCAGGCAACUACCAGGAGGCAAGGGAAAAGUUCAGCAGGUGCCUCAAGGUUCCUGUUGACAGAAAUCAGAACCAAACAUCUUCAAAACUCCUCAGCGACAUUGUGGAAUGCAUUGAGAAGCUGCCCAGCACUGGUGCAGGGGGAGUAAAAUGUCUCUUGGCCCAGUUAAGUCUGUCUGAAAAUCUAACAGCGGAACCCCUCAAGCAGUACACUGAUGAUUCCACCAUGGAUGAACACCAAUUCAAGGAGUGUCUGUUCUACCUCAAGACGUAUGGUACCCACAUGGCAAUCAUUGCAUUCUUCAGGCGGCAUGGGUUCUGGCAGAAGGCAGUCAAGUAUAUUCUUGAUAAGAAAUGUAGUGCAGACGUCUUUGUGGAAGGCCUUCUUGUUCCUGCCAUCCAGACUGGAGACCUUGGCAAACUCCAGGACCAGCUGGCCAUGAUUGACUCCUCGCUAGCCCCUUGGCACCCCUAUCUGACCGCGUGCUGCAGAUAUCUCAACCGCAUGAAAUACUACAAUAUGCUCUACCAGUUUCAGUUAUUUAUGAAGGAUUACAUCAGGGCAGCUAUGACAUGUAUCACCACGUUCUUCAGUAAGGGCGCUUUAACACAGACCGAACUCCGAGGCCGGCUGCAGCAUCUCUUGAAUGCCAAACAACACUUCGAGAUGUACCUGACGCAGACCAAGUACAGUGGCGCCAGCAGCAGGAAUGUGCCAGAUUGGGGAAAGUCUGGAGCGUCUGCUAUACGACUAUCCCAGUCGGCAGCCGAAGUUCAAAUGCAUCUGCGCACUGUUGACCUACAGAUUGAGGUGACCCAGUUCCUGUAUCAGUGCCAGACCGAUGGUGCCAUGAAGAAGCAACAUGAAUAUCCACCGGGACAUGUACCAACACUCUUUGGUGACAAUAAGAGGAAGGGGGAGGUGGCAACAACGAUAUUGCUGUCAGAAGGGAAGUUCUCAAAUGCAUUUACCCUUGCUCUUCGCAUAAUACAGGAUUAUAGACUGGGUGCAACAGUUAUCUUCAGUCAAGUUGGUCGUCAGCUCGCCAAGCAACAGCAGUAUGGAGUGAUCAGGCAACUGCUGGGAAAGAUUAACGAGAUCAACAUCUGUGAUGAUGCCAGUUAUGACGAGGUGAUCGGAGCGUGCGUACGUGUCAUAGCUGAUGACAGCAAUGAGGGAAGAGAAGCCGAAUCGCUAAUCAAGAUGACGAAACUGGAUACGAAUAAGAUCAAUGCGUACAUGUUAUGCGGGAAACUGAAGUCUGCCUACCUGAUUGCAGUCCGGAGGAAUAAUGAGGAGGACAUCCAAAGGAUUGCUGGAGCGGCACAGAGAGCUGGCCAGUCUGCCAUGUACGACAUCUGUCAGAAGUGGUUAAAACAGAAGCAGAAAAAGUAGUCGGUUUAUAAAGGCAAAUACAUGUAGAAGACAAGCCUUCAAAGAGGUGAACUUUCUGUAGGCCGCAAAAUAAUGAGAAACUGAGAAAAUUGAAAAUGUCCUAAUUCGCCAACUCUUAGCAUAGUGAACAUUUCACAGUUUGCACAACUCAGUUUUGAAGUCUAUGAAGCCAGCUGCCUCAAGACUUUUGCAUUGAAUUUCAGGAUUCAGGGAAAAAAGCUGAUCGGUGAAUAUUGUAAAAUAAUGCAUGGAUUGCUUUGCACCUGACUCUGUGUAUAUUUGUCCAUCUGCAUGUUAUGAAGUGGACAGUCAUAUGCAUUAUAGCAACAGCUACAUGUAGUGUAGAUGUAUAAGCCAGCAUGAAUUCACAUUUGCCUGAAGUUUUGCAAUGCACCGGUAUACAUGUAUGCUAGACCAAGGAGCAGAUUGUGAUAUGGGAGACACUUUGUGAUAUAGGUUUCUGUGACCAUUUUAGAUCGUUGCCAUAUUUUUCAUACAAGCAUUUCUAUUUUUCAAUCAUACAUGUAUCUAUUAGCGUCAUAGUGAUUUGAUGGAACUGAAACUAAUCCCUGAACCCUGCUCCUUCAAAGACAUAGAAAGCGAAUUGACUCUGAUUCAUAGCUAGAUUUUAAUAGGUUAUCUAAAUGUAGAUUCAAACAGCCUGGAAAAGAACUAGCUUUCAUUUAUGUCUGGUUGUUAAAGAAGUCACAAUAUUACAUGUAUGUAUGUCAAAAUUCUGAUUGAGCUGAUGCUGUGAUAUUUCUAUGAGAGAUGUGUUCUUUAAGUGUAAAUAAGUUAAGUUUCUAUAGCCAACGUCUCCCUUACUGAAACACUGGUCUUACUCCUGUUUGUUCUGUAAAGGACUCAGUGAUUUCAAAAUUUAAAGUCUCAUGACCUGGUGGUAAUGGUCUGUGUGGGAUCUACAUUAUAGUCUGUCUACUGUGGCUACACACAUGUAUGGACAUCAAGUCUCUAUCCUAUGUCUUCAACUUGUCUUUUGAUUUUCAUCAAAAACUCAUUACUGAGUUUUUUGUUUUCAUGUACAUGUAUAUAGGUGAAUUAAUGUGGUUGAUUUCUCAUGUUUCAAGUUCGUUUAUUUUUUGAUAAAAUGGUGCUAUUCAUGUGUAUAAGCACCAAUGUUGGCUAAACCAGCAAAUAAGUUUCUGGUGUUGAUAAUAGUCAUAAUAGUCCGAAUGGCGUUACUCAGGUGUGGUAACUUGGGUUCAGUUUAUGGUUACUGAUAGCUUCUUCUUGUCUUUCGAGUGUAUGAUAUCACACUCAACAAGGAUUUGACUUAAGUUACAAAGAGUGGCACAUCAUACACUCAAAAAGUAGUGAAGAGGCAAAACUAUAAAGCGGUAAAAACAAACUGAAUGCAAGAUGAAGUCAUAAAAACCGUUCCAAUUAGUUCUUGUUUCGCUGGUGAUAUUCCCCUCAUUGUAUCAAAAGUGCUAAGGAUAACUCAAUUACUGCAUGCAAUGAAAAGCUAAAGCAACUAAUUGGUAUGUUACCUGAUCAAAAUAUGUCAGAAACAUUCAAUAAAGUGCCUGUUCUGUAUUCUUAUAUUUUGAAUGGAUUGCAGAUUUGAGAAUCUUUGUUCCACAAUAAAAUAUUCUCCAUU